This is a messenger RNA of Penicillium cinerascens, 747 nucleotides long. RefSeq lists its product as uncharacterized. The transcript has a single exon. Lineage: Eukaryota; Fungi; Ascomycota; Eurotiomycetes; Eurotiales; Aspergillaceae. Bases 1 to 747 code for a protein of 248 amino acids. The record is from RefSeq and is a predicted model, not a curated record.
AUGAAGGUCUCCAUCGCUUCCCUCGCUCUCGCCCUUUCUGGCGCUGUCAUCGCUGUCCCCUUCAACCCCAAUGGCACUUACGUCUUCCCUACCGGCUCUGGUCUCCCCAACCCAUUCGCUUCUUCUAGCACUAGCCUGUCUCUCCCAACUGGAACUCCUGCUAGUACUCCGCUCGGUACCUCGUCUGGUACCCCGGUUUCCGGUGGAUGGCCCGCCUCGCUGAACUUCAAGCGCGCCAACUCGGCCAUUCCUACCGGUCUAUCCUCGCUGGCCUCUGAGGCCGAGUCUGCUCUCGGCGCUCUUGCAUCUCUGGUCCCCCAGAAGCGUGCCGACUCGCCCAUUCCCAGUGGCCUGUCCUCCCUCGCCUCUGAGGCCGAGUCUGCUCUCGGCGCUCUUGCAUCUCUGGUCCCCCAGAAGCGUGCCGACUCGCCCAUUCCCAGUGGCCUGUCCUCCCUCGCCUCUGAGGCCGAGUCUGCUCUCGGCGCUCUUGCAUCUCUGGUCCCCCAGAAGCGUGCCGACUCGCCCAUUCCCAGUGGCCUGUCCUCCCUCGCCUCUGAGGCCGAGUCUGCUCUCGGCGCUCUGGCUUCUUUGAUCCCCCAGAAGCGUGCUUACAGCUUCACCCCACCUGCUCUUCCCUCCUCGACUGUGACCCCUAGUGGUACUCCUUCUGCCACUCCCACUCCCGCCUCUAGCCAGGCCUCCUCCUCCUCCAUUGGCUUCUCGCUCUUUGGCUUUUCUCGUGCCUAA